CAAUCGGGGGUUGACUGGACUCCGCGCUCUCUUCCUUUAUUCGAGUCCAUGGCAUUGGUAUAACAAAAACCUCAUUGGAAACAGUUCAUGACGGCAAGAGAAGAGCUUGAUAAAACAGAUGUAAAACCUGUUCAGGUAAAUGACUCAAUGGUCUCUUUUUUCAGGAUACGGUGCCUGGCUAUGCAUCGCUGGAUGUGGUGUGUGUGUCUGGGUCUUGAAAAAAAAAAGUGGAAAGAUAGGUCCGCUUGUCUCAGUCAAACAGAGGAGAAAAAAGGGGGGAAACCAGUACGCAUGAGAGCUUACAAAGAGAUACAAGCGACGAAAAAGAACCAAGACACGAACCAUAAGCGAAAUGGCUACUAAUGCGAUUUUAUCCUUCGAUUGAUGACUAUAUUAUGUGACAGAUAUGGAAUGCAAAGGAUUUGGAUGCAGAGUUUGCAACCAUGGCUGCAUUGUUUCGGGACAAGGAAACAGAACACAAUUGGGACAGUAGAGAGAAGGCGAUAACACGACUACGAGGUAUUCUACGAGGAGAUGCUUCAGAAAAAUAUUUAGAUACCCUAAUGGCAGGCAUCCGUCAGAUGGUGGAUGGUAUCAUCAAGUCUGUGGAAAGUUUGCGAACCACACUUGCAUUAAACGCCUUAUCGUUGAUUGCCGAUAUUGGCGUUUAUCUUGGACGACAUUUAACGAAACCUAGUGAAGUGUACAUUUACGACCAGUUGAUCCGAUGUCUUUUUGGAUGCGCUAGUUCGUCAAAAAAGAUCAUGGCUUCCGCUUCCAUGACAACUUGUGUCAUUUUUAUUCGCCAUGCGGCUUUUUAUCACAAGAUGAUUCAAAUGCUGUCACUGUCUAUGAACGAAAAGAAUAACCAAGUACGGCAAUAUACCGUCAUUUAUAUCAAGAACUUGUUACAGGCCCACGCAGGGAAAGAACAUACUCGCGCGGUCAUGAAUCGAACUGGAGGCACGGACAUGGUCGAGAAGAUCCUUAUCAAAGGCGUCACAGAUGCUACACCGGCGGUGCGCGAAGUUUGUCGCGAAGCAUUUUGGAUCUUUUGGGAACAUUGGAAAGAUCGUGGUGAAGCAAUGUUACGUUCCUUUGAUGCAAGUGUCCGUAAAGCGUUGGAGAAAUCCAAAGCGACCGCGCUAGCAAAGAACCGAGCCACACCUACAGAUGCCCACCGCAAUGUGUACAGUCCCACAAAUUCGAGUGGUUCUCUUCGUGCAUCCAGUUCGUUGGGAUCCCAUCGACUUAUACCUGACACCCACGAUACCGUUUCUCCUUCGACAUCCAGCGCUUCCAACGGAUCCACCGGUUCGGCUGAACCGCAUUCCCACCCUUAUCAUGAAAUAUCAAGAACCAUCACACGCUCCGCUUCUCCUUCUAUCCGCAGUACAUCGCCUCAUCCUCUACGAUCAUAUGGUUCGCCUCCCAGUUUUCCUGCUCAAGUUUAUUCCUCUCACGCUCCACCUGUUUCGCCGCCGCCGGCCCGGAAAACGCGUGUUCCGGCUCUUCAUCGUAAAAAAUCAACCAUGGGCCUAAAUGCCAAACGAAAACCCAGUCUUAUGGCGAUGCUGACGCACGACGAUCUUGCCAUGCGCUGUGAAUCUGUAUCUGUUCUUGCCCGCAAACUCGCUGCUUAUCCAUACCAACCUCAACCUGAUCUGCACGCAAUCCAACUCGAAUCUAGCCACGGCCCUUUGGAUGGCGAGGCAUUAAAACGUAUGGUGUGGGAUAUGUUUACCAAAGACCAUGUUCAAAUUUACGAAGCGUUUGCUUCCUGGGACGGCUUGGCCGGUGUGCUAUUGAAAUUGGUGACAUUUGAAGAACUGGUGCCGCGGCUGAUGCUUGAUGCGACAAUGGAUGAAGUAGCACGCAAAACCGAAGAUGACAUUGUCCGUUACAACGCGGCCAACCUCAGUUUACAACGAAUCAAACUGUUUCUGAGCCGGCAUGAUGCUCAGCUGGCUGAACGCUUGUUGAUCAAUUUACAGAAUAUCAUGAAUGGUGUAAGCGAUCCUUCACUCGCACGUCGACCGACCGCGAUGGGGAUCAAAAAAGACCCAGCAAAAAAUCCGGCGAAUCGUCGUAAACUGACUAUGCAAUUCGUGUUGUGGAUGGAUGAGCUAGUCACGCCAGUCAUUGGCUUAGAUACCCCCAUUGAAGAGGACACGUCCAACGAAGCACAAGCGUGGUUAGGUGAUGCUGGUAAUAUCGCUACGACUUGGUUUGAAUCGGAUGCACAUGUUCGUCACUAUCUCAAUACCCUGUUGCCCAUUCUCAGCACUUCAACUCCUGGCACUAUUUUCCAUGCGCCCCUGGUAGCUCUUGUAGGUCACUUGAGACUCAUCAAUCAGAAGCUGUUUGAAGUGCUGGCCAAUACCUUGGACGAUGCGGUCAUGUCCAAAGUAAGCAAGUUACUGGGCAUUCAUUUACGUGUGAUUCCCGAUUAUGUGUGUCAGGCUGCGCCGGACUUUGGUCAACUGGAUGAGGAAGCCAUCCCUGCGAUGGAGGAACCCUCCACUCCACUGUCACCCCAAGAACAUGAUCCAGCUGUGGAGCCAGCCAUUGUCAGUGAUCCUAUCACGAACCAGCACGUCACGGAUGGAUCUUUCGUGGAUGAUCUAAAUGACAACAUGGGUGAAGAACACAUCCACGAACCUAUUCCGAAUCAACCCACUGCGAGCGAAUCUAUUACAGACGAACCUAUCGUGAGCGGCACCGCCGUGAGCGAAUUUGUCAUAAACGAAAGUUUUCCUGUGGAUGAACAAGAACCCGAAAGCUUCAGCAUUUCAGCUGUGACCGCAGAACCGUCUACGCGAACCAUGAAAAAUAGCCAGCAACAAGGGUCUACGGCUGUUUGGCAAGCUUCAGCCCAAGGCCAACACGACACUGAAAGCGACCCGGUCACGGUGGCUCCUGUUCAGGCUGAAAUUGAUCGUAACGAGACCAAGGAAUUGCAACCAUCACAUGACGAUUAUUCUGUGCCGGAUAUCACAGAACCUACUGUGGAGGAUUAUGCACCGAUCCAUGCUGCGGAGCAUCCCACUGAUAGCAUUUACAAGACUUCAGCACCCGCAACAGCCCCGAAAAUCUCCCCAGAAAACAAAGUAGAUCUGGCUACAAUUGAGCCUUCCCCUUUGCAAGACAUGGAGCGCGAACGCUUUGGCAAUCCCUAUGUUACGCGCGAACUUGUUGGACACGAUUCCGGAAAAUCUGACCACCGCAUGGAUCGGUCGGUAGGCCUGGCAACUACGCAUCCGCAACAUAUGACGAGAGAAAGUCCUUAUAGAGCACAUGAAGUCUCGGAGCUACAUGCGAUGGAGGGUGCAACCAAGCUAUCAAGUCAGCAAAAUGGCGUUCAUGUGCAAGAUGUGGCCACCCCCACAGACAUACUGAACGCUGCACCUAGUCAUCUAGUAUCACCUACGAGCAUGCAACCUUCUGUUCCCACGACACUUUCAUCCGCGUCUCACGAAGACGAACCUCUGCCAGCAUUCGUAGAUUAUUAUCAGCCAGAGCGCGUAAUCGAUGCGUUGCCUGUUUUUGAAAAGAACCAUCGCAGCCAGCCUUCAACGGGAGCUCACUUGCGUGGUGGCAGAGAUCGUGCCACAGUGUUGUAUGGAUUAGUGGACAAACUGAAAUCCAUGGAAGCUGACAGCAUGACUUUCCGUAAGCUGAUGCGUUUAUCAAGGGAGACACCGAUCCUCAAGCGAUGGGAUAUGGGCGGUUCUGAAGAAAACGGAAAUGAUGCAUGGGCUGGAGCUGAUCAUAACGGCGGCAAUUUUGUUGAACUUGUGCAAGUCAUCACGGCCUACGUUGGACAGGACCAUGCUUCCGUUCUCCCGGGCUUGGAAUUGAUUCAGCAGUUGGCAGUUGCGCAAACCGGUCUCUUCCGAUUCUACGAAAAAAAGGUCAACAGUCAGGGCAUGAGCUUGGAAGCCCAAUUGGUCCAACGACUUUUAGAACUACGGAGUAACGAUAACCCAACGAUAAGUACAUUGGCAGAGGAUGCAUUAGACGCAGUGUUGGGCGCGUUCGAUGCGCAAACUGUUUUCGACGUUUUGUUGUGCUACCUUAUUUAUCGGUUCGUACUGUCACCUUGCGAUACAUGGAAUUCGGCUCGUUAUCAUCCCAUCGGUACCGCAUUCACCUACAUUGGUAAAUGGGUCAAGGAAGUCAAUAAUACGUUUUUCUUGGACGAAUGGUUAACGCAAGGCGGAAGCAUGGUGCUUCGCAAGGGAAUGAAUGAUUCGAUGAUCCAUAUACGUAAAUCCUGCGUUGAGGCCAUCGUUGCCUUUCAAGAAGCACUAGGUGAUGAUAUUUAUAGAUUCCUGCAAGAUUUGCGCGAAGAUCAGAAGAAUCUUGUGCGUCAUUAUGUGGCUAAAUCGGUGAAAAAGAAGGCCAGUCUACGUAAUCUCAGUGUUUCUGGUCAAUUGCGAUAAAUUAGAAUACCCACAUAUCAGAGAAAAAGAAUAACAGAAACACACACAAUGAAUAACCGUAUUUUUCUACUUACACAUCAUUCACACGCAUUGAUGGAGGAUGAACAAAUUAUACUAUUGAUACU
Molecule: messenger RNA, 4570 nt
Organism: Radiomyces spectabilis
Lineage: Eukaryota; Fungi; Mucoromycota; Mucoromycetes; Mucorales; Radiomycetaceae
Product: clasp N terminal-domain-containing protein
Exons: 6
Coding region: 444-4445 (1333 amino acids)
Biological process (GO): mitotic spindle assembly
Cellular component (GO): spindle microtubule; microtubule organizing center; mitotic spindle
Molecular function (GO): microtubule binding
Source: RefSeq, a predicted model, not a curated record